UCGCCCACCGCCGCCCACGCGCACCGCCGCAAGGGGGGCGGCGUGCCCGGCCUGGGGCUCGGCCUGGGCGGCUACGUCAACGAGGCUGCCAAGGCGCUGCCGCCGCCCGCGCUCCGCGUCUUCCACCUCGCCGGCAGCAGGUCGUCGCAGAGCUCGGAGGAGGAGCCGCGCCGGUGCGUGUCCGUGGGCUCCGAGCUGCCGCUGCUGGAAAGCGUCGCGCCCGCCCCCGCCUCCACGCCGCCCCCGCCGCCUCCCGAGCGCAGUGACAGCCUCGGCACGCGAUCCGAGGCCCACCACCUCCGCACAGCGCCCUGGUUUCAGGCUGGCAUCCCUAGGGAGAUCGCGCUGGAGGUGCUGGGCCGUGAACCGGAGGGCGCGUUUAUGGUGCGCGAGAGCACCAGCAAGCCCGGCUGCUACGCGCUGUCGCUGCGCGUCCCCAGGGACUUCCAGCCGUCCGGCAUCGCGCACUACCUCAUCCUGCGCACCGCCAAGGGAUACAAGAUCAAGGGCUUCACGAAAGAGUUCUCAAGCCUGACCGCGUUGAUCACGCACCACUCUGUGAUGCCGGAGCUUCUGCCCGUUCCGCUGUCGCUCAGCCGCUACAACCCCAGCUUCCCCAAGUCUGACUCCAAGGAUAGCGAUUCGGACCCCGACUACAAUACGCUCGCCGAUUUCCGCAAGAUGAUGGCCGACCUGAACGUCUGAAAGGAUAGUCAAUUGGCAGAUGUCGCUUCUUCCGAGCGAUGGAGAGUGAUGCUGAGUGUCAAAAACUCUGAUGUCUGCGGGGACACACUGCAGCGGAGAGUCAAAUAACAAAAACGUCUGCUCUCCACUCUAACACAUAUCUUUAUUCUCGUUGAAAGGAAGCCUUUGUACCAAUUUUCAACUAUACUGAAGCAAGAUGCUAGUAUAUAUUUUGAUAAAUACUUAUCUUGAUCACCAUACGGUAAUAAAUAAGGUAAUAGCAUGUUGCCUGGAACUUAAUUGUGCCUUACUACAGAAAUUUGGGACAGCUAUGUUUUUCACAAACAUGAAAAAUUCUCUCAACGUAACAGUUUUUUGCUUGCUCCUAACAGAAAGACAUCAUAAUGUGAAGCUUUCUCCAAGAGCAGUAUGUUUCCCUCAUCAGUAACAGGUAGUUGUAUCUGUGCUUUCCAUAAAUCAGAUAUGAGAAGUGCACUGAAUUUGUGACUCGUCGAAUUUUUUGCUUGCCUUCUAAUUUUUGUCCAGGGGAAGCGAUUGUUUUCUCUCAUCUGGUCCCUUAGUUGUUUUGGUAACUAAAAUGUGGCGUUGUUAUCAGUGAAUAUGAACAUCUUUAGUCUGAUGGUUACUCUCACAGCCUGUAAAACUCACUGUAUAUAAGGCAACCAAUGCACCAUAUGAUGCAGUUAACUCUGUGUUACUUGCAAAGAAAAUUAUUGUCGUCAUCUGUAUGGAGUUUAAGAUGAAGAUCAGAUGAUGUGGAAUUCUGCUUGCUCAUUACAAUUCUUUGGACGUAUCUGUCACCUAAUGAAAGUUUUGUAUCAAAGCUUUUUGUUAUGAGUACCAAGUACCACUAUUAACCAGUGCCUGCUGGCAGUACAUUAAGAACUCAUGCUGCACCUAAAAGGCACUACUAAGGACAAUGUUACUUAUAUCCAUUUGAGUGGACUGUAGGCCAUGUUUAUGGUAUAUAUCUGUGGCAGUUUUUUGCAAUCUAAUCCAUUUGACUUUGUGGAAUGUACCUUAGUAUGUCAAUCUCUGCUGCUUUGAGACAGUGUGAUGAUGAACUAGUCUAUCUAUAGUCGUGUGCAGAAUGCUAUGUCAAACAUGGUGUUUGAUAGUGAUUUUUAUGGUGUGUAAAAGAGUACAUGUGCACCUCAAUAAAAGAGUGCAUUUAUUUAGAGUUCUCUUGAAGAAAAAUGCAUAUGGAAUAAUAUUUGGAACUGGAACAGUUUCCAAGAUCAUGGCUGAAGAUUAUAAUCUUAUAGUAAACAUGUUACACUUAAUUAAAUAUGCAUCUUGUUCACAGUUUCAACACGUGUGUAAGAUGUACUUCACAGUGUGCUGUGUGAACAUCUGAACAGUUGUAUCUUGUAGAAAAAUCAAACAAUCAUUUUGGCUUAGUCUUAUCAAGACCAUAAGUUUCCCAAAUGCUAUUUGAAGAAAGAAAAACUACUUUCUUGUGUUAAAUGAAUGUUGCUUUUUUUCCAUGUACAUCACAUGAACUAGUCCAUGCCUGAUUUUUGUUUCUUCUUACUGAAAAAAAUUGCUAAUUGAAGAGCAAGGUUCAUGUUCUCCAUUUCCUGAACAGGUUUUGUACCUUGGUUAGUUUCCAGGCUACAAUAAAGUUCUUCAGUAAACAUUGGAGUCAACUUUGGAUAGUUGUUAAGAAGAUGAGAACCAAAGAAAACAUGAAGCUAACCAUACACAACUGAUAAAAAUACUUACAAAAUUCCUGUAUAUUUUUGGAAUUAGUAUUUUUAUGAUCAUGUUAUAUAUGGUGGGAGAACCAAAAGUUAUUGGCAACAUAGAUGUUAAAUCUGUGAUGUAAAGUGAUAUUAUGUAUUCAUGAGUGAACUAAUGUACUGUAUUUUAUUUAUAUUUCAGAGCUUAUAAUUCAUCAAAAGUGUUGACACUAAUGUUCAGGGUUGUGUAAAAAUAAACAGAUUUAACAUUAAACUAAAUCUGUAGUUAAAGCAAUUAUUACCAUAUUCCAGAAUUUUUCUAUUUAAGUACUGACUGAGGAGGAAUGCCACAAAAUGUUCAUUCUCUGUUAACACUGGUUCAUAGAGUCAUAAUAAACUGUUAUAAACUAAACUAGUAUUGGAUGGAAAAAAUUGAAAUACUGAUUUCCAAAUACAGAAUCUUGAUUUUAUCACUGAAUAGAUAUAUGAAACCCAGGUUAUUGAAGCUUCCUAUGUCGACAGAAUAUAAUAGAUGCAUAUGGAACUUACAAAUUAAACAAGGAAUUUCACGUAAGUCAAGAAUUACUACAGAGCUACAGCACAAAGAUCAACAAUUUAUGUAAUUUAUUGAAACUAUACAUGAUAUCAAUAAUGGAGUGUUGAGUGUAACUAAAACAUCAAGAAAAACAUAUUAUCUACACAGAAAUUCUAUGUAAGAGUUUGGAUGAGAGCACAGUAUGCUGACAUUAAAAUUUUGUUUCAUAGUAUCAAUAAUAGUAUUACUAUAAUGGUGCAUUACUUGUAAUUUCAAGGCAGGAGUAUACAAUUGUAAAACAAAUGAAUAGGUUACCAGUGAAUCCUGUGAUAUGGUGGCCAUAUUUGAAGACCUUUUUGCCAUUAAAACAAACAUUUUAUCACAUCACACUCAUCUGAUUGUUCACUUUUUUAUAUUCCUGUGGCUAAGUGUGUUUCAUGUAUAGGGAGAGAGCAUGAUUUGGAAAAUAUUGUAGUCCAUCAAUUAAAAAAUUCCCAUUUAGCUGUUUCAUAAGUCUCUUAUCAGGUGGGUGACAAUUUUUAUGUUGUUUGGUUGCAGAGAGGACAUAAUUACCAAAUUCAUGAAUUUCUUAUCGUAUAUAAUG
Molecule: messenger RNA, 3526 nt
Organism: Schistocerca nitens (vagrant locust)
Lineage: Eukaryota; Metazoa; Arthropoda; Insecta; Orthoptera; Acrididae
Product: EGFR adapter protein-like
Exons: 4
Source: RefSeq, a predicted model, not a curated record